GCCUGCCAGCGAUUCCGGCCACCAAGAGUGCAGCGCAGACGGCUUGUGCGCGACCAAACAACUCUUCUUCCUCUUCGUCUCCUCGUCUCGAUCAUCCCUUCGUCCCAAGAACGCAGCUCUUUCCCACAUACUCGGCAUCAUGUUUGGGCGCGGCCACCCUCAGGAUUACGAGGACGGGCCGUAUGGCGGCCGGCCCAUGGGCAGUGGCCACCAGCCAACUCGCCCCGUCGACAAGGAUAAGACUGAGGCUGAGCUCAGCCUUAACAUCAAGAAGGCGACGAGCCCCGAGGAGACUGCGCCAAAGCAGAAGCAUGUGCGAAAGUGCAUCGUGUACACCUGGGAUUACCACUCGUCGCUGAGCGUGUGGAACGGUCUUCGGACGCAGCCUAUCCUCACCGACGAGGUCCAGACGUUCAAGGCCUUAAUUCUUGUGCACAAGGUGUUGCAAGAGGGCCACCCAGUUACUCUCAAGGAGGCGCACGCGCAGACCGGCUGGCUGGAGACGUGCGGUCGCACCGUUGGCGGCGAUGGGCAGAAGGGUUAUGGCGCGCUCAUCCGCGCCUACACGUCGUUCCUUCUCGCUAAGUUGCGCUUCCAUCGGCACCACCCUGAGUUCAACGGCCUGUUCGAAUAUGAGGAAUACAUCUCUCUGAAGAACAUUGAUGACCCAAAUGAGGGCUACGAGACGAUCACCGACCUCAUGCAGCUGCAGGACCAGAUCGAUUCCUUCCAGAAGCUCAUCUUUGCUCAUUUCCGCGGGUCAAACAACAACGAGUGUCGCAUCUCGGCGCUAGUUCCACUCGUUAAGGAGUCGUUUGGCAUUUACAAGUUCAUUACGUCAAUGAUGCGCGCCAUGUACCGCCGCACCGACGCAAGCGAUGUCCUUCAGCCCCUCAUGGAGCGCUACAACUCCCAGCAUCACCACUUGCGUCGCUUUUACUAUGAGUGCUCCAAUCUCAAGUAUCUCACAGGGCUCAUCAACGUACCCAAGCUCGGACAGGAGCCGCCCAACCUCAUGAUCUCGGACCAGGGCGACGCGCCUGACUUGCCGCGGCGUCCGAACCCAGAGCGCAAGGCGACACCCAAGGAGGCGCCGCCGCGGACGGACACCCCCUCAGCGAGCCAGGCUGAGAUCGAGGAGCAACGCCGCAUGCUCGAGGAGUAUGAACGCAAGCAGAACGAUCUAGUCAAGCAACGAGAGAACGAGGAGCGUCGCCAACGUGAGGAGAAGGAGCGGCAGGAUCGCGAGUUCGCCGAGGCACAGCGGCUGCAGAAGGAGCGCGAGGAACAGGCCCAACGCGAGCUUCAGCAGCAGCUCAUGAAUCAGCAGAUGAACCAGCAGUGGCAGAGCCAAAACGCUGGUCAGCUUGCUGAGCUACAACAGCAGAUGCUCGCAGCGCGGGGUCAGUACGAGCGCGACCAGAUGAUGCUCGAACAAUACGACCGGCGCGUCAAGUCGCUGGAGAGCGAGCUCGCCAUGGUUGGCGCCAACGUCGGCGCCCAAAUGAACGCCAAGGAUGAGCUCAUCGCGCAGCUCCAGAAGCAGAUUGAGGUGUGGAAGAAUAAGUACGAGGCCGUAGCCAAGCUUUACUCGCAGCUGCGCGGUGAGCACAUCGAUCUUCUCAACAAGAGCAAAAGCUACCAGCUCAAGGCGAACUCGGCCCAGGAGGCGAUCGACAAAAUGGAGCGUAUGGAGCGUGACGUCAAGGCGAAGAACCUCGAAUUGGCCGACAUGAUCCGUGAGCGUGAGAAGGCGCGCUACGAUCUCGACCGCGUGCGCUCCACCCAUAAGGAGGAGAUGGACCGUCUCAAGCGCGAUCUCUCCUUUGCGAAUGAGCGCGCUGAGGAUGCGUCGCGGCACAAGAGCACUGAGGUGCGCGACAUCAUGGCCAAGUACAACCGCCAGCUCAACGAGCUUGAGGACACGGUCAGAUCUAAGCAGAUGCAGAUCGACAACCUCCUCUCCAAGGAGCAUGACCGCAACGAUGAUGUUCACCGCCAGCUCGAGGAGAAGGAGGCCGAGCUUCUCGUGCUCCAGGAGGCUAUGGACCAGAACAUCCAAGAGCUUCAGGAACUUAAGCUCACGCAGGGCGAGACGUCCAACACGUUCGACGCCCAGGUUGACACUCUCAUCCUCGAUCACCGCAAGGAGCUCAACGCGAUCAUUGACUCGAUCCUGCAGGCUUGCGUGCAGAAGGUCGAUGACGCCAUCUACGAGCUGGAGGCGCCCACGCACCUCGGCAACACGACCGCAACCGCACCUUACACGCAAUCAAUGAUCGAGAAGGCCAUGUCCAACGCAACUGAGUUUACGUCCACGUUUAACCUCUACCUCGGCCGCAAGAGUGGAGGUGGAUACGUCGACGUCAUCAAGGCUGCCAAUGAAUUUGCGCAGAGCAUGUCCGAAACGCUCGUAUCGAGCAAGGGCAUCACGCGCCUUGCUGAGGACGAGGAGAAGUCGGACAAGCUUGUCCAGGUGGCCAAGCGGGCCGGUGACGUCGUACAGCGCCUCUUCCUCAACCUCCAGAGCUACAAGCUCGUGAGCGGCAACAAGGAGGAAGUUGUACUGCGCAACAACGCCGAGGCCCGCAACGCGCUCUCCAAGCUCUCGGAAACGAUUGAGCAAGUCGUGCCCAAGUCUAAAAGUAGCCUCACGCACGUCAACGGUGAUUUGGGCGAUAUCGUCGCAAGCGAGAUGGAAGCAGCCGCGCGCGCGAUCGCGCAGGCCACCGAACGCAUCGCGCAGCUCAAAGCACAGCCGCACGACAAGUUCUCGGCGCUCGAUCGACCGGUGCACAACGCGAUCCUGGACGCCGCGGCGGCGGUCACGAACGCAAUUGGGCGGCUCAUUCAGGCUGCGACAGCGUCUCAGGAAGAGAUUGUGCGCGAGGGCAAGGGCACGAGUUCGACCACACAGUUCUACAAACGCAACCACCGCUGGACGGAGGGUCUUAUCUCCGCAGCCAAGGCAGUUGCGUACGCGACAGGACUCCUGAUCGAGAACGCGGACGGUGUGAUCAGCGGGACUCACAGUUUUGAGCAGCUAAUUGUCGCAUCGAACGAGGUAGCAGCCAGUACGGCGCAACUCGUCGCAGCAUCGCGUGUCAAAGCCAACCUCAUGUCUCGCGCGCAGCAGAAUCUCGAGCUCGCUUCCAAGGCCGUCACAGAUGCGUGCAAGGCUCUCGUCCGACAGGUCAAGGUGGUGUCCAACCAAGCCGACGCAGACGACAUGGUUAACUAUGCCGCGAUGGCAAGCCACGAAUUCAAGACUCGCGAGAUGGAGCAGCAGGUCGAGAUUCUUACGCUCGAGAAGAAGCUGGGCGCUGCCCGUAGGCGUCUGGGCGAGAUGCGCCGCGCUGGUUACCACCAAGAGGACGACUAAGCUGUUAACAAUACAUAGAUACCCUAUGGAUGAAGCUAGAGGCCAAGGAGGUUGCGGACCUGCUCGCGGACGCGGCGCUCAAACUCGGCUUUGUUCUCCCGAUACAGCUUGCAGCACUCGACGUCGGCGCCCGACUCGAUGUUGGGCUCGGCGAGCAUGCUUAGCACAGACAGGAGGACACUGCGCACGCCCUGCACUGGCGACCAGCGCUCGGAUGCC
This is a messenger RNA of Cutaneotrichosporon oleaginosum, 3601 nucleotides long. RefSeq lists its product as uncharacterized. NCBI's taxonomy places the organism in Eukaryota, Fungi, Basidiomycota, Tremellomycetes, Trichosporonales, Trichosporonaceae. Gene Ontology annotation, biological process: endocytosis; actin filament organization; clathrin coat assembly. The record is from RefSeq and is a predicted model, not a curated record. Gene Ontology annotation, molecular function: phosphatidylinositol-3,4-bisphosphate binding; clathrin light chain binding; phosphatidylinositol-3,5-bisphosphate binding. Gene Ontology annotation, cellular component: actin cortical patch; clathrin-coated vesicle.